CAGAUCUUCAUCAAGACGCUCACGGGCCGCAAGCAGGCCAUGACCCUCGAGCCGAGCGACGAGGUGCGGACGAUCAAGCAGUCGCUCCAGGAGAAGGAGGGCAUCCAGGUGGACCAGAUCCGCCUCAUCUACUCCGGCAAGCAGCUCGCCGACGACAAGAAGAUCGAGUUCUACAACAUCCAGGCCGGGGGCACGAUCCACAUGGUCCUCCAGCUCCGCGGCGGC
Molecule: messenger RNA, 225 nt
Organism: Aureococcus anophagefferens
Lineage: Eukaryota; Pelagophyceae; Pelagomonadales; Pelagomonadaceae
Exons: 1
Biological process (GO): modification-dependent protein catabolic process; protein ubiquitination
Cellular component (GO): cytoplasm; nucleus
Molecular function (GO): protein tag activity; ubiquitin protein ligase binding
Source: RefSeq, a predicted model, not a curated record